Molecule: messenger RNA, 4143 nt
Organism: Cladocopium goreaui
Lineage: Eukaryota; Dinophyceae; Suessiales; Symbiodiniaceae
Source: the annotation of a GenBank genome assembly
AUGGCCCGAGACGAAAACACCAGGGAGAAGAUCAUCCAGCAGCGCAAAGAAUGGUACCCUGUUCUUCAGUGGGUAGCCAAGAUCGUCAGAGCGAGAUUGGCAAAAGGCCGUGAAGUGCUGGCUGAAAACCCAUGGCCAUCGCUUCUAUGGCGAUUGCGUUGUGUGGAGGACCUCUUCACGGAGCCUGUCUACAACUCCAUCACGGACGAGCCCCUGGAGCUGGUGAGGAUUGACCAAUGCAUGUAUGGCCUCAUGGAUGAGGAGACAAGUCUACCAGUCCAGAAGGCUACAGGACUCCUGCUCUCAUCUCGCAAGAUGAAAGAGCUCCUUCAACUACGUUGUGAUGGGCAACAUCUACAUCAACGACUUGAAGGAGGAUCGAGAACGAAGAAGGCUGAGCAGUGGCCUGAGAGCCUAUGCUUCUCCAUAAUCAUGGGUGCGGUUGAGGAGAUGAAAAGUCAAGUGGUGCAACUUGCUUUUGCGACUGAAGCCGCACAAGAAGAACAAGAAGAAAUGGGUCCACUUGAUGGAAUUCAUGGACCUGAUGACGCUGAGGAGAUGCCUGUGAAACGGCGUCGGAUCAACCUGGAGGAGCUGGACAGAGAAGAAGACUAUGAGGAGAAGUACGUGGACAACACAGACGAGAUCGUGGCGUACAAAGAGAAGGUGAGAAGAGACAACUGGCUGAAGAUCAGCAAGGACCAACGACAUCUGGCUGUGACAGACGAGUCAUUCAAGCAGCCAGGUACUUCAGAUGCGAGUUGUGAUGAGAUUAAGAAUCAAGAUCGACCACGAGUUGUCAAGCCCAUGAAGGAGCCCCACCAGAUGCAGUUCAACAAGGAGGUGUCGAUUGACGUCUUCGAAAUCCAUGAUGCCAUGGAAGCUCGACACACGGUGCUGAGUAUGGUGGAUGUGGCCACGCACUACCAGAUCGCAGUCAGACUUGGAUCUGAAGGAACACCGUCUUCAAAGAUUUGUGCUGAGGCCAUGAACCAAUCUUGGUUCACACCAUUUGGUGCACCGGGAGCUGUGGUUACUGAUCAAGGAGUUCACAAUUCUGGAAAAGUUCGAGGGCUACUUCUGGCACAUGGCGUGGACAUCAGAAGAAUUGGUGCACAAGCACCGCACCAACUUGGCCUCGGAGAACGACAUGGUGGUUUGCUGAAGGCCAUCAUGAAGAAGGCCAUUCACAAUAGACAAUUGGCCGGUGCUGAAGCGAUGUCCGCCUUGUGUGCCGAAGCAUCGCGUGUGAAAAAUGUGACGAUUAACCUGGGAGGUUUCAGUCCUGCACAGUGGGUCUUAGGACACACACCAACUGAUUGGAGCAGCUUGGUUAGCCAUGAUGGAGAAAGGCAAUACGGGCUACACCAGAACUUGGUUGACAUGGAGGAGGAGAAGACCCCACAAGAAUCAUUUAUGAUUCAGCUGCUCAUUCGUCAAGCCGCAAAGGAAGCUUUCAUGCAGGUAGACAGCUCCCAGAAGAUCAGAAAAGCGAUGCUGCGCAAAGCUGCCCCUAUCAGGGGACCAUAUCGUGUGGGCAACAUGGUCAAUUUUGAGAGAAAAGGAAAGUGGUAUGGACCGGCACGCGUCCUGGCAUAUGAAGGACGUGCCUCACUGUGGUUGGUCCAUGGCGGUGUGACCAUUUUGGUGGCAGAAACAUCGUGCAGACCAUCUUCAUCCGAGGAGAUCUUCAAGAAGAACAUCCUGGAGCAACGCCCGAUCAGGAAGAGAAGAUAUCAGUUGAUAUCGCCAGAUGAAGAGGAGGACAAUCCAAUGGAGCAAGUACCGUUUUCAAGAGAUGGUGAUGAAGCGAGGCAUUUGCGGCCGAGAUAUGAUGGACAAGCACCCUAUGUGGAUGUGACCGAUGCCCCGACUGUGAUGCCAUUGGAAGCUCCUGGACAAGAACAACCAGCACCACCUGGAAUGGCUGCUACCCCAGGAGGAUUUGCUGAUGGAACCGCUGAUCAUGGAGCACCACAACUUCCACAACUACCGGAACCAUCUCCAGAUCCAGAUUUUGAGGUGUUUACACCACCUGGAUUAGAUGAUGAUGAUUUGGUGCCCAGCCUAUCGACCAGCGACACGAGCGGCCAACCGGAGAAUGAGGUGAGCCCGGAGACUACUAUGUCUGAAGUGACCUCAACUUCCAAUGCAGCACCUGGACUACCUCCUGGACUACCUCAACCUUCUGCUCUACCUGUUCAACAUCAACAACAUCAUCAAGUACCAGCAGGCACAUUGAACGAGGCACUUCGCGAUCCUGGACGUCUUGAUGGACAUCCCAGAUCCUACGUGGCCUACAAGGAGGACAAGCAGUUCGCCUUUGUCGCGACCAGAGGAGACAAGAAGGUGACCACGAAGGUGAAGAAGUAUGCGAAGCGCAAUCAAAAGACCGGAGCAGGCAGAGAGGUGAUCUAUGACAAACAGGAGCCCGAGAUCCAGAAGAAGCUCGACGCAUCACGACUGAAAGAAUGGAACAAUUGGAAGACCUACACCAAUGGGAAGUGGAUUUCAGAAGCUGAACUACAGCAGAUGAAGAAGGAACACCCUGAGCUGAAGGUCAUCCCAACGAGAUGGGUCGAAGUUGACAAAGCAGAAGUGGGACAAGAACCUGUGAUGAAGUCCCGCAUCGUUGUGCGAGGUGAUUUGGAAGAUGCCAGCCGGAUGAGAACUGACUCACCAACAUGCAGUCAGCUCAUGCUGUCAACAGUGUUGACAAUGGCAGCAUGCAGAGACGUUGAUCUCUGGGCCGGCGACAUCUCUGCGGCCUUUCUUCAAGGUUCAGCCAUGGACCGCAUUUUGGUUUUGAAGAUGCCAAAAGGUUUACCUGAAGAAGAUCAAGGAGAAUACUAUGUGGUCUCAACGACCGUCUAUGGCACCAAAGAUGGACCUCGAGGAUGGUACAAGAACCUGCGCACGACAACGAUGAAGGUUGGACUACGACCUGUACCUCAUGAACAAGCUGCGUUCGUGCUCAAUGAUGAGAAUGGUGGAAUCGCUGGACUAGCGAUUGUACACGUGGAUGACAUCCUAUGGACUGGCGGGAAGCUCAUGGAGGAAAAGAUGCAGGAGAUUAUCAAGAUCUACAAGUUCGGCAAGGUGGAGAAGAAUGACUUCAAGUACUGCGGACGCCAGAUCGUCAAGGACUCCACAGGCGUGCAUGUGACUUGCCCAAGUCUCAUAGAUCGAGUCAAGCCGAUCUAUAUGAGCACAGCUGAAAGAAAGAACAAACAAGGGGCAGUCACUGAAAGCUAUCGACUGCAGCUUCGCUCAGUGAUUGGUUCACUGGCUUGGUUGGCAAGGGUUUGCCGCCCUGACCUCGCCUACUCAGUGAACUACCUGCAGUCGCGUGUCAGUCAGGCGACAUAUGGAGAUGUGGCAUUUGCGAACAAGGUGAUCGCCAUUGCCAGGGCAUCCAAGAAUGUUGGCUUGCACUACCCGCUCAAGGCCUUUGACUUUGACAAGGCGGCGAUCGUGGGACUACAAGAUGCUAGCUUUGCAAAUGAUGCUGAGGUGAAUGAAGCUGGAAAGACCUCAGGAUUUAGGAGCCAAAGCGGAAGACUCCUAUGCCUGAGUGGUCCUGACUUCAAGACUUCUUGUCAGGGACCACUGCUGUUGCUUGAUUGGCACAGCACAACGGUCAAGAGAGUCUGCCGCAGCACUCUCCAAGCUGAGACCCUUUCGCUGUUGGCUGGAAUGGAAGAAUGUGAACAUCUACGGAUGGUACUCCAUGGACUACGCCGAGAACACCAUCGGUAUGACAAGUCAUGGCAGGUGGAAGCGAUGGACUACAUCCAUGUGGACCUCUUCACAGACUGCCGGAGCUUGGAGGAGUACGUCAACCAGCCGGGUCUUCAUUCGACCAGUGACAAAAGACUGGCGAUAGAUCUAACAGGGAUCCGCCAGCAAAUCUGGCGAAAGCUGCAGGAAGAAACAGGUGAUCCACUGAUCACCGACAAAUUGCCAGCAGAAGCCACGACAAAGCUUCACUGGCUAUGCACAGAAAAGAUGGCCGCGGACAGCCUAACCAAGGCGAUGCGUCCCGGCACUUUGUCUCAGGUGAUGGAAGGGCUCUGGAUUGAUCUCACGCCAGAAAAACAUAAUGGGUGUGAAAGUAAGUAUCAAACCAAGCCUGCCGACUGA